UUUGUGAUGAAUGUAAUACUCUGAUUGUUUUCUUUCAGGGUAGCGUCAAGAAUAAAAAAAUUGCAAAACUCUUUUCUUUUUUACUUUUGCUUACACUUGGAACAAAAUAAACGCGUUUUUUGAGGGAAAGCAGAACUGAUUUGCAUCCAGACAUGAGUUUUCUUUCUCAUCCUUUCAAUUAUAAGCUUCAGUCUUCUAAUCCGGAUUUAUACUCGUAAACUUACGAGUUAAUGUCAUUUUCUUCUAGACUUAUUUUAUUUUGAGUAAGGUCUAACUUCUUGCAAAAGCUUGACGCCUUUUUGUAGCCUACAAAGAUGUGAAAAAAUGGAUAGAUUAACAGUAAUAUCUGGAGCUUUAUUCCUUGCUGCGAAUGUAUUUGCUGCCAUAAGCUUGGCUCUGCCAGAUUGGAUUGUGUCUGAUGUGGGCGGAAAUACCAGACUCGGACUUCUCAGAAACUGCAUGACAAUUUACGGUAGACAGCAACUAUGUUUUUCACCGAAUUUACAACCCGAAUGGAUGCUGUCCUUAAUAUGCAUAAUGAUUGACUGCAUUUGUGUCUCAACCACUGUUGCUUUGCUUCUGCUGUCUCAUUGGAAUGAUCAAGUUGUGCCGUAUGCAAGAUGGAUGGGGUUUUCUGCGAUGGUGUUGUUUUGCCUCGCAGCUGUCAUAUUUCCCAUGGGAUUCACAAUGGAAGAAAUCGGAGGAGAAGCGUAUCAACUGCCCAGCAGUCAUCAAGUUGGAUUGUCAUAUAUAUUCUUCGUGCUGGCUCUGUGGAUAACUGUUAUUUCUGAAUUAUUUGCUGGCAAAGCGUGUAUGCCUCACUUUUAG
Molecule: messenger RNA, 828 nt
Organism: Uloborus diversus
Lineage: Eukaryota; Metazoa; Arthropoda; Arachnida; Araneae; Uloboridae
Exons: 1
Coding region: 325-828 (167 amino acids)
Biological process (GO): negative regulation of smoothened signaling pathway
Cellular component (GO): Golgi apparatus; ciliary membrane
Source: RefSeq, a predicted model, not a curated record